AUGCUUGAUAUCGAAUUAAACGAUUAAAUGUGGGAAGUUAAUACUGCACUUACCGUGUAUUUGCAAGAACACUAAUUUCCAGGGGAAAAGGAAGUGUUUCUAUUUUUUUCAUAUUCUCUUUAUGCUCUACCAGGAAUAGCCCUUAUAGCGUUUUUGUUCUGCGAUAAUAAAAUGGGUGCUUUGCUGUAUGUUUGCCUGAUAUAAACAAUUUUUGCUGAGAAUCAAAUUCUUAAAAAUAUAUAUCGCCAAGCACGCCCCUACUUUAUUGAAAGUGCAAUCCAGCCUUAUGAGUGCAACAAAGAAUUUGGUAAACCUUCUGGCCAUGCAAUGUCAUCAUCAGCAAUGUAUUUUCUUUUACCUUUAAUAAUAUUCCCUGCCAUUUUAAGUGACAAAUCUAACCACAAGUAUUUAAGAGUAAUUGUAAUUGCAAUAGUGACCAUGUGGACAUUCAUGACAGGAUUUUCAAGAGUCUUUAUGGGUGUUCAUUCAUUCGGAUAAAUCUUACUUGGUUGGGUCUAUUCUGCCUAUUCGAUUUUCAUUUAUAUGCGUUAUUUUCAUAAUCCGAUUACUCAUUACAUUAAAUAAUGCUUACAACCAGGAUCCUUUGGAGUAUCAAGCAAUGUUGUAUAAGCAGUCGGAUUAUUUGCACUUUUAUGGACUGGCUUAUCAAUUCUACUCUUUGAAUUCAAUAACAAAGUAUUAGGAGAAGAGGAUGAAGUGGAUGAUUGGCUGGAUGCAUUGUAUUAGAAAUGUGCAAACUAAAAAACUCAUUACAAGUUCAACAGUCCAUAAGUGUUACAUAAUAUUAGUUUCAGUCUAAGCUUGUACAUUUGGCUACCAUUCAGUUUCAUCCUAGGUGUUAAGUUAAGCAAAGGCAUUUACAAUGAAAAUCAGUUCAGUGUCUACUACAAGUUACUUACUUUUUCGCAAAAGGUUAGCAGAGUACUGAUUUUCAUUUUGUUAAUCUCAACGUUGAUUCCCAUAAUUUUAAGCUAAUUCGAAAAUUCCUAUGGAUAUGCAUUUGGAAAAAUUCUUCCUUUAUCCUUUUUAUUGGGAUUGCAUAUCACUUACAUCUACUCGAAGCUCUUAAAUUACUUCAAGCUUACAGUGGAGGGAGAUUUUAUAUAAAUGUCAUCGCAAUUGGUUUCAGCUCCUGAAGGAUACAAAGCUAGUGAAUUAGGGUAAAUCAAUUUUUGA
Messenger RNA from Paramecium tetraurelia, 1197 nucleotides. RefSeq lists its product as uncharacterized. Gene Ontology annotation, cellular component: endoplasmic reticulum membrane. The record is from RefSeq and is a predicted model, not a curated record. Gene Ontology annotation, molecular function: sphingosine-1-phosphate phosphatase activity. The transcript is spliced from 3 exons. Lineage: Eukaryota; Ciliophora; Oligohymenophorea; Peniculida; Parameciidae.